Stegodyphus dumicola is the source of this 2777-nucleotide messenger RNA. RefSeq names its product lysosomal cholesterol signaling protein-like. The record is from RefSeq and is a predicted model, not a curated record. Gene Ontology annotation, cellular component: membrane. NCBI's taxonomy places the organism in Eukaryota, Metazoa, Arthropoda, Arachnida, Araneae, Eresidae. Gene Ontology annotation, biological process: negative regulation of BMP signaling pathway; intracellular signal transduction; transmembrane transport.
CACUAUUUGCAGACAUUAUUUAUUAAAGUGUCACAAACUUUCUUUUCAGAUAGUGCCAAAUGCUGAAAACUCGACGAAUGGUUCUAAAACAGCUGACGAAAUUGAUUUCGAUCGACUGUUACCGACAUUGUUCGAAUGUUUUGCCAUUGUAUUCUGCGGCUUUCUGGCUGGCAGAUGCAACUUAAUAACAACGUCAGAUAUCAAGGGACUGAAUGACUUCACGACUUAUUUUACGCUUCCACCCCUCAUUUUCUUGAACUUGGUUACCAUCAACUUCCAGCAUGUCAACUGGCUGUUUGUCCUUGGGAUUCUGCUGGGCAAAAUUAUCGUAUUCGUUCUGGUGGCAACAGUCACAGCUUCUGUGCACCGGCCAAUCAACCUAUCUUAUGCCGGACUUUAUGGAAUAUUCUGCACUCAAGGGAACGACUUCGGACUUGCUUAUCCAAUAGUCGCUUCCCUUUAUGGCAGUAAACGUCCGCUAUACGCAGGCUACAUGUAUCUCAUCGCUCCCACUUCGCUAUUGUUCCUAAAUCCGAUGGGUAUCAUGCUAAUGGAGACUCAAAGGAACAGGGAUGCUGAUGACUAUGAUCCCAAAGGACGGAUGUGCGUCGCCAUCCUGAGGACUAUAGGAAAAGUGUCUUGGAAUAUCAUCCGAAAUCCGAUAGUAUUUGUUACCCUUCUAGGAGUAUUUGGAAAUUUUCUCUUCCAUGGAGGACUACCCAGUGUGCUUUUUGGCAUUUUGCAAAUCUUAUCAUCUGCCUUUUCUGCUUGUGUUCUAUUUCUUUUGGGAUUCUCCGUUGCGGGUAACGGGCAAACAAAAUAUUCCAAAAAAGAAGGUCUCUUGACUCCUUCAGUUCUCCUCAUCGCCAAGAUGUUAGUCUCCCCUUUAAUUACGAGAAGCUGUGUUUCCAUGCUAUGUGCAGGAGCUCCAGAUGUAGAAGAUCUCGCUGACUAUGGAUUUCUGUAUGGCAUGGUUCCGACGGGUCCCAUUGUAAUGCUGUUUGCCGUUGAAUAUGGUCUGAGAACGGAAAUGAUAGCGUCUACUAUGGUGUUGUGCACUGGACUCUUCGGACCGGUCGUUUUCAUUUUAGCGAGGAUGCUGUCCUUGAAGGUGAGAGGCAUUGGCGAAUUUGCUGAGGAAUUGAGAGCAACAAUGCUAGUAUUGAGCAUUCUCAGCAUACUCUCUUGCGUGUGGAUUGGAAUGUCGCUCAUCAUAAGUAAAAAAGUGAAACGUCACUUGUACAGAGUAACUUCUUGCCUAAUGUUAUCCCAGGUACUUAUGGCUGUAGGAAUUUUUAUGUGGUCUCUCAGUCGAAACAGUGAAGAGUGGAUGAUGUACGCCGAAGUGACGCUUAUAUCCGCCGGUCAACUGAUGUGCAGAAUAUGGGUGGCUAUUCUUGCCAUGACCUUGGUCUUCCUAAGACGAAAUCCACGUGUUCCCUUUGCGAGAAAAAUGUUUUGGCCUAACUGCCUUGGAUUUGGAUUUCCUGCUCUUGUUGUCAUCAUGAUUCUCAUUGUCACCGGCAUAGGGCAUUGUGAACCAGACUUAGACAAAGAACUUCCGCUGUUUAUAUACGGAACAACUGAGGCAGUAGGUUCCAUCGUCGUUCUUCUACUCUGUCUUACCACUACCAGUUUUUGUUUGGUUCUUUAUUUCCGAUCUUCAAAGCAGCAACUGUUAAGUGAUGCCAGCGAAAAGAAACCGGAAGAUAAAGAAAUCGAAAACUGCAACGUAGAAAAAAUGCAGAAUGACGUCGAAAUGGCAAUUGAAAAAUGCAAAGAGCUACCCACAGAUAAAAGUCUUCUGAAUGGCGCAGACAUCGCUAUAUACAAACUGACAAAGUCAGAUUCAGAUCCUGUAUAUCUGAUGCUGGUCGUAAAGCCAAUAAUUUUCGACAAACAAAAUUGGAUAACUCCUCUGAUAAUACCUUUAUUUUAUUUCAGUUCACCAUGGAAGGUGAGUGACCACCUCAAAAGAUCUGAAACAUCCUUCAGUGAAAAGCACUUGCUAUCAUCAACUGACAGCGACCUGUCAUCCGUAAAUUCUUCUCCUACCCACGAAGUCAGUACAACGACAGAAAGCAGCGCUUCUGUCGUGGAUGGGGACACAAGCAGAGCUCACCUUCGUCAUGUUAUACUUCUCAUUCUAUGCUCUAUAUCUAUGGCUGUGGGCCUUACAAUAAGUACAUGGAAGUUAUCCACAAAUCAGCCGAAUGGCCUGUUUGUAGCAAUGGAGUUCCUAGAUGCUGUUCUAAAUGUUGGUCAGGGACUUUUUGUGUUCAUGGUUUUCAUAAAAGACAACAAAUAUAUAUUGACACCAGUAACAAAAUGGUUAAGAAAGGUGAGACACGGGUUUUAUUCGUUGGAUGGAGAAGGAGAUAAAGUCGAAGCAGUUAUUCAACAGUUAUGCAACCAGUUUGUGAACUAUCAUUGGGAUAAUUGUAAACGAGAUUUACCAAAGACGAUAAAGAAAAAUGACAAAGUUCACUUGCAGUGCUUCACGGGAACGGAAUUUGUAGACUGGUUAAUCAAAAUUGGACUCGCCAAUCAUCGAACAGCGGCAGAAAAUUAUGGACAACGUUUAUUCAGGGGUGGAGUUUUGAUCAGUGUUGAUGGGGCUGUUCAGUUUCAUGACAACAGUGCAUAUUUAUACAGCUUGGAAGAAAAAAGUCUAAAAUAGGCAACUACCUAGAGGCUGUUGUAUUCACCAUGUAAAUAUCAUCUGUACAUUGCUCUGUAUCAUACAUAAAAUAAAAACAAAGCUUAUUAAAAAAAAA